AUGCCGAGAAUGUCUGGGAGGGAGCAACCUGACUCUCAUGUACAGACACAAGGAGAUGUUCACAAGUUUGAGAGCAUCCCCGCAACCGCAGGAACAUCCACUGAGCACAGUGUGAUUGAUAUGGGCGAUCAUGGUCUAGACCCAAAACCAGUUGAAAAUCCAAAGGUACAACAGGUGGUGGCUCUUCCAGAUAAAGGUGCUGGUAAGCUUGUAGGACAAGCUUUACAUCAAACCAGUAACCCAAAUGUGACAGACAAGAAGAGUUCAGAUACAGAGUUCCGCAAGCCUUCCGGUGAACAAAGUGCAACACACAUGGAUGCUCCUCAAGGUCCAGAUGAAGGAAACUUGGACAAGAGCAAAAGCAAUCUUCUAGACGACCAGAGUGUGACUGACAAUGCAGAUACAUCUCCAAAUGUGGAGGAAGAAUCUCAGGAAGUUGGAGAUGAAUCAAAUGACUCCAAAAAGAAAUUGCGCUUACCCAAGAAGAAAAAAUCUCCAAGCAAUAAUCCAAAGAAGGGAAAUGAAAAGCGUUCUGGAGUCCGUCAAGGUGUGAAUAUUGCAUGUACUUUGGUUCUGGGUGAGGCACAACAAUCUCAAGAUGCUGACGACGAUGAAGAGCGACCAAGUGAAUCAGAACCUCAUGACGAGGACGAAGAAUUGAUUGCGGGUGCUUCAAACAAUCCAGAUGAAAAUGUAGAACAACCUAAUGCAGAUGAGCAAGAUGCAGAGGAGCGCGAUGACAAGCCUCUGACUCCCCAAAAUGCAGAGGAAAGUCCAAUUGGUGAAGAAUCAAAUGACACCAAACAGAAAUUGCGCUUGCCAAAUAAGAAAAAACCUCCGAGUAGAGUUGCAAAGAAGGGAAACGAAAAGCGUUCUGGAGUCCAUCAAGGUGUGAAUGUUGCACGUACAUUGGUUCUGGGUGAGGCACAACAAUCUCAAGAUGCUGACGACGAUGAAGAGCGAGCAAGUGAAUCAGAACCUCAUGACGAGGACGAAGAAUUGAUUGCAGGUGCUUCAAACAAUCCAGAUGAAAAUGUAGAACAACCUGAUGCAGAUGAGCAAGAUGCAGAGGAGCGCGAGGACAAGCCUCUGACUCCCCAAAAUGCAGAGGAAAUUCCAAUUGGUGAAGAAUCAAAUGACACCAAACAGAAAUUGCGCUUGCCAAAUAAGAAAAAACCCCCGAGUAGAGUUGCAAAGAAGGGAAACGAAAAGCGUUCUGGAGUCCGUCAAGGUGUGAAUGUUGCACGUACAUUGGUUCUGGGUGAGGCACAACAAUCUCAAGAUGCUGAAGACGAUGAAGAGCGAGCAAGUGAAUCAGAACCUCAUGACAAGGACGAAGAAUUGAUAGCUGGUGCUUCAAACAAUCCAGAUGAAAAUGUAGAACAACCUGAUGCAGAUGAGCAAGAUGCAGAGGAGCGCGAUGACAAGCCUCUGACUCCCCAAAAUGUAGAGGAAAGUCCAAUUGGUGAAGAAUCAAAUGAUACCAAACAGAAAUUGCGCUUGCCAAAUAAGAAAAAACCUCCGAGUAGACUUGCAAAGAAGGAAGAUAAAGAGCGCUCUAGAGUCCGUCAAGGUGUAAAUGUUGCACGUACUUCGGUUCUGGAUGAGGCACAACAAUCUCAAGAUGGUGACGACGAUGAAGAGCGAGCAAGUGAAUCAGAACCUCAUGACGAGGACAAAGAAUUGAUUGCGGGUGCUUCAAACAAUACAGAUGAAAAUGUAGAACAACCUACUGCGGAUGAGCAAGAUGUAAAGCAUGAUGACAAGCCUUUCAGUCACCAAACAGAGACACAUAGUAGGGAUUCCCGUCAAAAUAUGGAGGAAGGAUCUGAUGCAGUUGGAGAAGAAUCAAAUUACUCCAAACAGAAUUUGCACCUACCCAAGAAGAAAAAAUCUCCGCGUAGCGGUGCAAAGAAGGGAAAUACACAACCUUAUGGAGUUUGUCAAGUUUUGAAUCCUCCAAAUAUUUAUGAUCCAAAAGAGGUAGAAAAUUCUCAAGUUGGUGACAACGAUGAAGAGCAAAAUGAAUCGGGACCUCAAGACGACGAAGAGCCAUAUGAAUCGGAACCUCAAGACAAUGACGAAGAAUUGAUUCCGGGUGGUUCAAACAUUACAGAUGAAAUCGUUGAACAACCUACAACGGAUGAGCAAGAAGCAGACGAGCAUGAUAACAAGCGUCUCAGUCACCAAACUUGGACAAGCAACAGAGAUUCUGGUCAAAAUGUAGAGAAAGGAUUUAAUGCAGCUGGAGAAGAAUCAAGUUACUCCAAAAAGAAAUUGCGCCUUCCCAAGAAGAAAAAAUCUCUGAGUAGUGGUGAAAAGAAGGGAGAUGAAAAGCGUUAUGGAGUCCGUCAAGUCCUAAAUGUUUCAAGUACUUUUAGUCAAGACGAGCCAGAACAAUCUCAAGAUGGUGACAACAAUGAAGAGCAAGUAAGGGAGUUAGACGCACAGGACAAUGACAAAGCAUUGUUUUUGGGUGGUCUAACUAGUGCAGAUGAAAAGGUCGAACAUUCUACUGCGGAUGAGCAAGAAGCAGACGAGUGCGAUGACAAGACUUUCAGUCACCAAACAGAGACAAACAACAGAAAUUCUGGCCAAAAUGUGGAGGAAGGAUCUAAUGCAGUUAUCGAGGAACUAAAUGACUCCAAAAAUAAAUCGAGCUUAGCCAAGAAGAAAAGAUCUCCGAGUAGUGGUGCAAAGAAGGGAAAUGAAAAGUCUUCUUCAAGCAAUGUUGCAAAGAAGGAAAAUGAACAACCUUAUGGAAUCCGUCAAGUUCUGAGUCCUGCAAGUAUUUUUGAUUCGGAAGGGGUAGAAAAAUCUCAAGAUGAUAACAUCAAUGAAGAGCAAUGUGAAUUAUUGGAACCUCAAGACGGCGAAGAGCCAUAUGAAUCAGAACCUCAUGACGACGAAGAGCCAUAUGAAGAAGUACAGCCUCAGCCUAAUGAAGAACAAUCAAGAAGGCAAGAAGAUGACAACGACGAUGUAGAAGUGGAAGAAUCUGAAUGUGUACAUGAUAGUGAAGAAUCGAAUUCAUGUGCAAAUGAUUCAAGCAGGGUAAUGAUUUCUUUAGACGAUCUAGGAGGCAAGCUUAAAGUAUCCGAUCCAUUUUCUUCUGCUCGAGGAAGUAAACAGGCUCUGAGUAAAGCAAUGGGUGUUGUUGGUGAUGAUUAUAAAGAUGGCAAAGCAAAAGUACAUGAACUGAAAUCAGGUGGUUUAAAUAAAGAUUCGCAAGGACAACAACAUCAUACUCAGAUACGAGGGGCAAAGAAGCCUUUGAAUUUUGGAAAAAUUGGGACUACCGCAAGCGACAGUGAUCCAGGAAAGGCACUGAUUAUUUUUGACAAUGAAGAUGACAAAGUAGAAGAGUCAGAACCAUUUGCCUCAAAUGUAGAUUCAUACUUGGGCCAACUGCAGACUAGUGCUCCAGGAAUUGAACAGUCUCCCAAUAUUUUCCAAAAUUUAACCAGCACAAUUGAUGAUGAUCCAGCUGAGGGAUUGAAGUCUCUUAGAGAUGGUCAUUACAAAGGCAAAAAAGCAGUACAUCAGUUGAGCAAAGACUCACGCAGGAUCAAGGGUCAGAUUAUACCUCCUAAUCGCAGCGAAAUUGUGACUACCAAAAGUGGUGAUGAUCUAGGCAAGGGAAUGGAGUCUCUAGGAGGUAACCAAGGAGAAGGAUCAGAAAAAGAUGGCUCAAGUAAAGAUGUGCCCGGUUCCGGUCAGACUAGUAGAGGAACACAACAGCUUUCCAAUCUUGUGCAAAUUUUGACAGCAACAAAUGAAGGUGAUCCAAAUCCAAAACCGGGAGUUUAUGAAGAUGACAAAGAAUAUUUGAGCCUCGAAGAACCUUCUCCUGGUGAAAUGGAGCCUUCAACAGAUGAUCAAAGUGCCUCUGUGACUGUUGAUGAUGAUGAUCCAGACGUGCUACAAUUUCAUAACAAUGAGUACGACGAAGAAUCAGCUGAAUCAAAUAAAGAUGCACCCCCUGGAAAGCCUCUUUCUCUUCCUCGUACCACAAAUCUCAGAGGAAAAAGAAGAGCCUGAUUGAAGCCUCUACUGGAUGUUGUUGUGGUUGCCCAAUCUUCCAUCGAGUGCUUCACAAGCUCAAAUGGGAUGCAUCAUCUCGUGUGAUUUGGGUUUGUCUUCAACCUUGUUUUACUUCAGUUUCAGCUCCUUCCAUAUAUGAAUAAUAAUGUUGUUCCUACUUGUAGAUAUGCUUUGUAUGCGAUCAUGAACUGAUCAUAAUAUGUUUGUCUAGCCUAUUGCCUAAUCUCUCAGUUCUCUGUACGUACUGGGUUGUCGGUUUUGGGCCUUGUCCGGAAGUUACGGUUUGGUAUUUGUUGGGCUUGGAUUUGUGUAAUGGACUUGGUUUUCAGUCGAGUCAUAUAAAUCAUGAAUUGUGUAUGUAUUUUCACAAGUUGAUUUGAAGUAUAUCUGAAAUC
Molecule: messenger RNA, 4439 nt
Organism: Fragaria vesca subsp. vesca
Lineage: Eukaryota; Viridiplantae; Streptophyta; Magnoliopsida; Rosales; Rosaceae
Exons: 2
Coding region: 1-4041 (1346 amino acids)
Source: RefSeq, a predicted model, not a curated record